Coregonus sp. 'balchen' is the source of this 10324-nucleotide messenger RNA. The record is from the annotation of a GenBank genome assembly. NCBI's taxonomy places the organism in Eukaryota, Metazoa, Chordata, Actinopteri, Salmoniformes, Salmonidae.
GUUGUUGUCUCGACGACCGUCAAUGUGGAUGGCCAUGUCUUGGCUGUCUCAGACAACAUGUUUGUCCACAACAACUCCAAGCAUGGGCGAAGGGCUCGCAGACUCGACCCUUCAGAAGGUACGCCUCCUUAUCUGGAGAAUGGUAGGCACAUUUUACAUCCUAUUAUUUGCCAUGCUUUCCUUAAUUUUCUUUAAAUUUAAAUGUUCCCUCUGUUCAUACAUUUUUCAAAUUCUGUGCUGUAAGUCGCUAUUUGCCUCCCUCAUGCAUACUAUUUGGAUUGGAAAUAGUAUACAAUAAUCAUUCUAAUAAUGCUAGUAAUUCUGGUAAUUUUAAUGAUUAUAAAAUGAUAUACUAUUUUCAAUCUUGUCCAAGUGUUUAAUUGCACUUAAAACAUUAUGAAAUUGGCAAAUAAUUCACAGUGAGGUCGAUUUCCUGUUGCUGGGUGCUGCAGUUUCAGCUGAGAGGAGAGGGCGGGAGGAGGAGUGUGAUGAGGUGGUGUUGAAGAAGUCAGGCGCAGGAGGGUAAAUCACAGAAUAACAGGCUUUAAUCCGCAAAAUACAGGUUUACGCAGAAAUGCGUCAAACACACUCCAGGGCACAAAACAGGCGCACUGGAAAAUACAAGGCACACGGGAAAAUACUCCCGUCGAUACACAAUACACGAGCUCCACCGAGCUUCACAAACCUCCACAAUAAACAAUCACCCACACAGACAAGGAAACAAGAGGGAACACUUAUACCAUAACUCAUGAGGGAAUAAGGACCAGGUGUGUGUGAUUGAAGACAAGACAAAUGGAGUGAUAAUAAAUGGAUCGGCAGUAGCUAGUAAGCCGGUGACGUCGAACGCCGAAACCUGUCCGAACAAGGAGGGGAGGCAGCCUCGGCGGAAGUCAUGACAGUACCCCCCCCCCCCCCCCCCCCCCCUUGACGCGCGGCUCCAGUAGCGCGCCGACCCCGGCCUCGGGGACGGCCAGGAGUACGCGGUGCAGGAUGAGCCGGAUGGCGACGGUGGAAAUCCCGUAACAUGGUGGGAUCGAGGAUAUCACUCACCGGAACCCAGCACCAUUCCUCCGGACUGUACCCCUCCCACUCCACAAGGUACUGAAGGCCCCCCACCCGAUGCCUCAAAUCCAGGAUGGAACGGACAGAGUACGCCGGGGCCCCCUCGAUGUCCAGAGGAGGUGGAGGGACCUCCCGCACCUCAGCCUCCUGGAGCGGACCAGCUACCACCGGCCUGAGGAGAGACACAUGAAACGAGGGGUUAAUACGGUAAUCAGGGGGAAGUAAUAACCUAUAAGUGACCUCGUUGACUCUCCUCAGGACUUUGAACGGCCCCACAAACCGAGGGCUCAGCUUCCGGCAGGGCAGGCGGAGGGGCAGAUUCCGGGUCGAGAGCCAGACCUGAUCCCCCGGUACAAAGACGGGGGCCUCACUGCGGUGGCGGUCAGCGUUGGCCUUCUGACAACGCACGGCGCGUUGGAGGUGAACGUGGGCAGCAUCCCACGUCUCCUCCGCGCGCCGAAACCAGUAAUCCACCGCAGGAGCCUCGGUCUGGCUCUGGUGCCACGGUGCCAGAACCGGUUGGUAUCCUAGAAUACACUGGAAAGGCAUUAGGUUAGUGGAGGAGUGGCGGAGAGAGUUCUGGGCAUAUUCUGCCCAUGGCAAGAACACCGACCACUCCCCCGGCCGGUCCUGGCAGUAGGACCGCAGGAACCUACCCACGUCCUGAUUUACCCAUUCCACCUGCCCAUUACUCUCGGGGUGGAACCCAGAGGUCAGGCUGACCGAGACCCCCAGACGUGCCAUGAACACCUUCCAGACCUUGGACAUGAACUGGGGACCUCGGUCAGACACUAAAGCAUGCCACCUCUGGUACCCCGUAGUGCCGGAAGACGUGUGUAAACAGGGCCACCGCAGUUUGCAGAGCCGUGGGGAGACCGGGCAGAGGAAGGAGGUGGCAUGCUUUAGAAAAGCGGUCCACAACGACCAGGAUGGUGGUGUUACCUUGGGAUAUCAGUUAGAAAAUCAACACUUAGGUGAGACCAUGGUCGUUGUGGAACUGGUAAAGGUUGUAAAGUACCAGCUGGGAGGUGCCUAGGUGCCAUACUCUGGGCGCACACUGAGCAGGAGGAGACAUACACCCUCACAUCCUUAGCCAAGGUAGGACACCAGUAUUUUCCGGUGAGGCAGCGCACUGUACGGCCGAUACCUGGGUGACCAGAGGAGGGUGACGUGUGUGGCCAGUAGACCAGACGAUCACGGAUAAGAGCAGGCACGUACUGUAGCCCGUCUGGACACUGAGGUGGAGAGGGAUCCGGCGUAAUGCCUGCUCUAUAUCCGCGUCCAUCGCCCAUACUACCAGCGCCACAAUGCAGGAGGCCGGCAGUAUGGGGGUGUUGUCUCUGGGCCUCUCCUCUGUGUCAUACAGCCGGGACAGCGUGCAUGUCUGCCUUCACGUUCUUCGUCCCCGGAAUGUAUGAUAGAGUGAAAUAAAACCGGGUGAAGAAUAGGGCCCACCUGGCCUGGCGAGGAUUCAGCCUCCUCGCUGCCCGGAUGUACUCCAGGUUAUGGUGGUCCAUCCAGACGAGGAAAGGGUGUUUUGCCCCCUUGAGCCAAUGCCUCCACACGGUCAAGGCUCGGACAACAGCCAACAGCUCCCGAUCACCAAUGCCGUAGUUCUGCUCCGCCGGGCUGAGCUUCUUCGAAAAGAAUGCACAGGGGCGGAGCUUGGGUGGCGUACCCGAUCGUUGAGACAGGACAGCUCCUAUCCCAACCUCGGACGCAUCCACCUCCACUACGAACAGUAGUGAUGAAUCGGGGUGUGCUAGUACUGGGGCUGAGGUGAACAGACCCCGCAGUUUGCUGAAGGUCACUCUCAGCAGACCAGCGGAGCCGGGACGGCCCACCCUUCAACAGGGAGGUAAUGGGAGCUGCGACCUUGCCAAAGCCCCGGAUAAACCUCCGAUAAUAGUUGGAAAAGCCAAGGAAGCGCUGCACCUCCUUAACCGUGGUUGGAGUCGGCCAAUUACGCACAGCUGAAAUGCGAUCUCCCUCCAUCUCCACACCUGAGGUGGAAAUGCGGUAUCCAAGGAAGGAGACGGACUGCUGGAAAAACAUACACUUCUCUGCCUCAGCAUAAAGGUCAUUUUCCAACAGUCGGGCCAGCACCUUGCGAACCAGGGACACAUGCUCAGCGCGUGUAGCGGAAUACACCAGGAUGUCAUCAAUGUAGACCACUACACCGCGACCAAGCAUGUCCCGAAACACCUCGUUCACAAAUGACUGGAAAACUGAGGGAGCAUUCAUCAAACCAUAGGGCAUCACCAGGUAUUCAUAAUGCCCCGUGGUUGUGCUGAAUGCUGUCUUCCACUCAUCUCCCUCUCGGAUACGCACCAGGUUGUACGCACUCCUGAGAUCUAAAUUGGUGAAGAAGCGCGCCCCAUGCAUUGAUUCAAUCACUGAAGGAAGGAGGGGGAGAGGAUAGCUAAAUCGUGUCGUCUUCCUGUUCAGUGGUCGAUAAUCAAUGCACGGGCGCAGACCUCCGUCCUUCUUCUUCACAAAGAAGAAACUUGAGGAGGCGGGUGAAGUGGAGGGACGUAUAUACCCCUGGCGCAGGGACUCGGUGACAUAUGUUUCCAUAGCCACCGUUUCAGCCUGUGACAGGGGGUAUAUAUGACUCAUGGGAGGUACAGAGUCUACCCGGAGGUUUAUCGCGCAAUCCCCCGCCCGAUGAGGUGGUAAUUUAGUAGCCUGCGUUUUAGAGAACGCUUGCGCCAGAUCGAGGUAUUCAGGGGCAAUGCGCACGGUGGAGGUACUGUCUGGACUUUCCACCGUGGUUGCACCAACGGAAACACCUAGACACCUACCCUGACACUCUCGCGACCAACCCGUGAGAACCCUCUGCGGCCAUGAGAAGGUGGGGUUGUGGAGUGCUAGCCAAGGGAUACCUAAUACCACAGCGAAAGCAGGAGACUCAAUAAUGGGAAAAGUAACCUUCUCACAAUGAGUCUCCUGGGUAAUCAUGGUGACUGGUGCAGUAACUUCCUUAACCAACCCGGACCCUAAUGGGCGACUAUCAAGUGCUCUGAUGGGGCGUGGAAUGGAUAGGGGAAUCAAUGGAAUGCCUAUACGGUGUGCGAAUGCCCUGUCCAUAAAGUUCCCAGCUGCGUCUGAAUCGACUAGCGCCUUACACUGGGGAACAUCCAUGUGCUCAGGAAAGGAGACAAGCAUUUUACAGUGCGCAGCAGAGGGCUCUGAACGAGUGUGGGUGUUCGAUACCUGGGGUGAUGCGAGAGUGCCCUGCCUGCCACCUCCAAACCCAGAAGAGUGUUGACGACAACGUGUGGUGAAAUGUCCCUUCGCGCCACUAGUGUGGCACUGGCACUGUCGUCCUCCGCUCUCUCGGCUAGCGGUUCCACCCAUCUCCAUCGGUUCUGGAUGCGAGUCGGCCGGGAUGGAAACGGGCAGACCUCCUCCAGGACGUCCUCUGGUUGCCAGCAGGUUGUCUAAACGAAUGGCCAUGUCCACCAGUUGCGAGAAGGACAACAUGGUGUCACGGCAGGCUAGCUCCCGUCGGACGUCCUCUCGCAGAUGGCACCGGAACUGGUCGAUCAGGGCCCGCUCGUUCCACCCGGACCCAGCUGCCAGAGUUCGAAACUCCAAUGCGAAGUCCUGCGCAGCCCUCGUCCCCUGCCUCAGGUGGACCAGCCGCUCGCCCGCCUCUCGAUCCUCAGGCGGGUGAUCGAAGACAACCCGGAAGAGGCGAGCGAACUCCCUGUAGUUCUUCAACGCGGCUCCUCCUUCGUUCCACACCGCGUUGGCCCACUCCAGGGCUUUCCCCGAGAGGCAGGAGAUGAGGGCGGACACCUUCUCCCGCUCCGAUGGAACCGGCCGGAUGCUGGUCGGGAUAUCUGGAUCCCUCCGGGUGCUGGGGUGUAGGUGGCGGGAUCCGGUUGACCAGCUGGUCUCAACGGAUCAGGCUCUCUCCUCUCCAGGCGUUGGACGACCUGAAGAAGCUGACCCAUCGCUUCACCCAAGCUGGCUAGCAUAGUUGAAUGCUUCUGGACCCGUUCCACGACUCCAAGCAUGUGCGUCUCUCCCGCUGACUCCAUAAUCGAGUGGGUGAUUCUGUGAUGAGGUGGUGUUGAAGAAAUCUGACGCAGGAGGGUAAAUCACAGAAUAAAAGGCUUUAAUCCGCAAAAUACAGGUUUACGCAGAAAUGCGUCAAACACACUCCAGGGCACAAAACAGGCGCACUGGAAAAUACAAGGCACACGGGAAAAUACUCCCGUCGAUACACAAUACACGAGCUCCACCGAGCUUCACAUACCUCCACAAUAAACAAUCACCCACACAGACAAGGAAACAGAGGGAACACUUAUGCCAUGACUAAUGAGGGAAUAAGGACCAGGUGUGUGUGAUUGAAGACAAGACAAAUGGAGUGAUAAUAAAUUGAUCGGCAGUAGCUAAUAAGCCGGUGACGCCGAAUGCCGAAACCUGCCCGGGUGGGGGACGGACUAGGAGAAAAAAAGAACUUACUGUUUUUCUUCCAACUGAUUCCAUAUGAUAGACUGAUUGCCUGCUCUGCCAAAAGAGAGAGAAGUAGGACCACGAAACCAUGGGAAAUCCAAAAAGUAAAAUGCACUAAACAUAACCUCCUGACCCCUCCUGGCCUCCUCUCGUAGAUGAGAGCACAGAGCAGAGAUUAUGGAAAAAACGGAGCAGACCAAUUGUGCAAAUUGCUUAUCUUCAGAUUUCAAGGGGCAAUUAUGGCUAGGCAAACAGUUUAUAUACACACACCACUGCCUGAAACGGCCUUCUCUCCCCUUUAAUAUCCAUAAAUGGUCCUAUCACCAAAAGCAAAUGUAACGUUUAACACAACAACAGUUAUAAAAAAAAAACCAGACAAGACAAUUAAUACAUCUUAUGUAGUCCAGUCCUAGUGGGGAAAGGAGCUAAUCUAUUUGUUUUAGUCUUUAUUAAUGACUCCUCUACUAGAGAACAACAUCUAAUAAUUAAAGUCCUGCCUCAAGCAUCGAAGUCAUUAUGCUCAGUGACGUUCUGUUGGUGUCUGUGUCUCACGUUUAUGACACGGUAGGUGUGGAUCGCCUAGCAACCUGCGUCUUAAUGAGGAGAGCAAUUAAGGAGGUUGAGCCCUCUCCUCCAUGUUCCCCCCAUCCCACGGGACAGUGUGUGGGUGUGUAUGUGUGCGUGUGUUAUGAGGGUUACACACAGAUUUCCCCUGCCCACCCCUUCUCAUUCUUCAAAGCGCAAGAGCAGUAGGCUUGCCUCGUAAAGCAAUCUUCUUUCAAUAACACAAUCUAGCUUAGUAUCUGUCUUAGCUACAUAGAUAUUCAUACAAUAUACACAAAAUAGCAGUCCUUAUUUUGAGUGCCUUAUCACUAGAUAACUUUCAAUUAUGGAGUUUGAGAAAAUGUCACUUAACUAUAAUAUACUCAAUUUCACUUUCCAAUAUAUCUCAAUCUAUUUUUCAUCCCAACCUAAUGUACUUGAGUGUAGAAAAUGAACCCUUUGUGUGUAUUAGCAAUGUAUCAUAGCUCUUUAGCCAAAACGUUGCUUGUUUGCGUCCCCCGCACCCGACACUCAUAGACGUGACACAUGAGAACAGGAUACCCGGUCAUAAAACGUAAUCCCAUCCAUGUCUUCCAUAGAGUUCUGACACCAGGCAAACAGACAGCGUGCUUUAAAUUAGCAACACAUUCUUCACUAGGUGUUCACUGGGUGAGAAGUCUCAGAUAUGGCUGACUGUCUGUCUGUGUGUCUGAGAAAGCCAGGCUUACUCUCAGUUCAUUGUCUCAAUGCUGGGGUGACAGUGUAAGGCUGCUCAACAAGUGCUGCCCCCUAUUGGUGCUGAAUGGGAAUUUAUUUUAGUGACACUGAACUGAACCAUGCAUGUUUGAGCUGUCACACAAGCAUAUGCAUUUAGACAUGAAUAGACAGAAAAUUCUUCACUAAUACACACCAACUUGCAGACUCACUCACACACACUCCCUCAUACACACUCACUCCACCCGUUCCUUAGCCAUUGUUCCACCUCCACCGUAGAGACUUGGAGAAUAUGGAAGACUCAGCAUAUUGCCUGCCACACCCCAGUCAUUUGCAUGCUGUAAUGCUGUUAUGGUUUAUGCAAUAAAGACAAGUGAAUCCAGUCUACUCCAUCUGAAAGAGGAGAGAGAGAGAGAGAGAGAGGAGAGAGAGAGAGAGAGAGAGAGAGAGAGAGAGAGAGAGAGAGAGAGAGAGAGAUGGGGGAGAGAGAGAGAGAGAGAGCGAGAGAGAGAGAGAGCGAGAGAGAGAGAGAGAGCGAGAGAGAGAGGUAACAGAUGGCCCAGGGAGAGUAAAAAGGUAUAAUCCCAUCAGCUGCACUAUCAUCCGACCAUCUGGACAUCCCACAGCACAAUUACAACACAUUUCAGCAGGCAGAACAAAGGACGCAACAUCCACGGACACAUCAGACCUGUUUGAGUGGCUCAGUAGGCCUACUAGAGCUUCAGACGGAAGUUGGCCCUUAACUCAGAUCUAGGAUCAGUUUUCUGUACUAUAGUGCUAACUUGAACCAUUAGGAAGUAAAGGAACCAAAAUUGAUGUUGAAUCUGCACUUAGGGCCAUUUGACAACAGUCACAUUAUAAAUAAAAAAAUGCUCACAGAUAAACUAAUAUUGUUUUAACCUACUUAAAGAUGCAUUAUAUAGAAAUCGCUACACCAUUUCCUGAUUGCUAAAGUUCUAAUAUUUUGCCUCAUUUCAGUUUAUGUGACAAAACAAGCAAGUAUAGUGUAGAGAAUCAUUGUACCAUCUAAACUGCUGUGAAAUAUAUUUUCCAUAACCAAAUAUAUUGUAUUUUCAGCUGUUUGAAGCUGGUGUACAAAACCGAAAGUAAAAGAAGCAAAAAUGAAACUUAAGAACGGGAAGCAUAGAAAUAGUGCACAUAGAACAGAUCUAUCGCUUCUUAGACUUGCUUUUAUUGACAAUGACAGAUCUAUAACACACAUUUCUAUGUGAAUUUGGUCGGGUCGCCUAAAAAGUUGAGUGAUGCACAGACAGGCCUUGUUUCAGCCAUCCUCAUUCCCUCCCUGCAAUGUUUAUCAUCUGCUGCGGGGAAUUGUGCGUGUCUAUCAUCAGAUCGCCUGCGCUGCCUGUGUAAUCCACUUGGCCACGGUUCCCAUUCAGCACAUGCUCCCCUCUCUGUCUGUGCAUUGAGACAUAUGCAAAUUUUCAGGCAGAAGGGUGGACGGCUUAGGGCCCCGGUCGCUCCCUCUCCAUGGGUCCUUUCUGUGUGUGGGAGGGGGGCGUUGGGAUUUCCGAGGUGGUGUGUGUGUAGGUUUCUGUCUGCAGCUGCCCCCCAACAACCACCAUCAACAACCCUCUCUCUCUCUCUCUCUCUCGCUCUCUCUCUCUCUCUCUCUCUCUCUCUCUCUCUCUCUCUCUCUCUCUCUCUCUCUCUCUCUCUCUCUCUCUCUCUCUUUCUCUUUCUCUUUCUCUUUCUCUUUCUGUCUCUCUCGCUCUGUCUCGCUCUGUCUCGCUCUGUCUCUCUCUCAUUCUCUCUCUCCCUCUCUCUCUCUCCCGGGCCCAAAGUCAAUUUGUUUACAGUCAUUUUGAAGGGGGAAUUAUUUGCCGUAAUCGGCAGCACUGAUGAAGGUCACCUCCUUUGAGGGGACACGGCGAUCCCACAGAGAGAUGGUCUUCUUUCAGAUGCUCUGCUUAGCAAUUAAGCAAAGCAAAUGUCACUCGUCCAGACCUCAGAGAUGAAAUUCUGUAAGGGGUGAUUAGCAUGAAGUCAACAGCGCCUGUUAAAGUCCGAUUUCCCGUAGUGUUUGUGUGUGUGUGUGUGUGUGUGUGUGUGUGUGUGUGUGUGUGUGCGUGUGUGUGUGUGUGUGUGUGUGUGUGUGUGUGUGUGUGUGUGUGUGUGUGCGUGCGUGUGCAUGCGUGCGUGUGCGCUUCAUGGGGAGAAAGCAAACAUAACCUGCACAGCCCCAACAGAAAAGCAAACAAAGGGAUAUGUCUUGUCUGUAGUGAUCCAUACAGCAAAGGCAGAUGGGGAUUUACUUACUGAACUCGAGUGAUAAUAGGACUACAGCAAUGUGCUCAUAUAAAUAGUACAAAAUGUUAAAAGAACAAGAAUGUGUGCAGUUUGCAUUGUAUUCACAAAAUAUUAAUGUAAAAAGAUUACAUUUAAUUUUGCUGUUUUAUGGUUAGCUUUCAUGCUAUGCCUGUUGUAAACAUGGUGUCAGGGUGAGCACCAUAUUAAGGUAAUGCAUCAAAUGACAGGAAGAGUUUGAUUCGAUUAUAGUAACUCACAGCCCUCUGAUGAAUGGCAAAACUAUGUCGCAAAAGUCAUGGCAGAUGAAAAGCAUUGUAAUAAACAAUGUGAAAUGGAUUGAAUCGAUCACAAAAGGCAAAACUGAGCCUGAAUAAUUCAUGAAUUUAUUCAUGUUGUGAAACUGCAUUCUAAACAACAUGCCAGAACGCAGGGAACAAAGACAAUGGAAUGACAUGAAACCAACAACACAGCUUUGGCUUGUCAUUUACCUUCUACAGCUUUAUUCUCGACUCAUAUGAGGUGUUUAACUUUCAAAUUCUACUGUACAUGCAGGGCUAUGCCUAAUAAAUUUUGAUAGCUACAUUUGCCCUGACACAUAAUUUGCUACACCAAAUCAUUUCCACUCACGAGCCCAGCGCUUAGCCUUUGUGAAGCGGACCAUUUGAAGGGUCUGCUUACAUCACUCCAACAUGCUGAUGAAUGAUUUUUAUUCUCGUGCCUAAAAGGACAAAUCCAUCAUUUUCUCUCUCUCCAGGCUUAUUUCCAUGAUAUGUCUUUCUAUUGGGAUAAAGACAUCAGGCUAUGUAGAAGUGUAGGUACUGAAUAGGCUCUUAUUUUCUGUGUGUUAAGCAGCCACCCCUUGCAUCAAGGCCAUCAGCCCCAGUGAGGGAUGGACCACAGGAGGGGCCACUGUCAUCAUCAUUGGGGACAACUUCUUUGACGGCCUGCAGGUCGUGUUCGGGACCAUGCUUGUAUGGAGUGAGGUACAGUAUUUUUGUCACACCAUUGAUUUGAUUGAAUUUCAGCCUAGGUUUUAAGCCUUUACUAUAAACACUGGUAAUGAUAUCCAUUUUUUUGUAAGUUUGUACGAGACCUUAGUAGGCAUGGUCAGACUCAAUGGUUCCUGUGCCCUGUCAUCCAGCUCAUCACCCCCCACGCCAUCCGCGUCCAGACCCCUCCCAGGCACAUCCCCGGUGUGGUGGAGGUCACGCUGUCCUACAAGUCCAAGCAGUUCUGCAAAGGGGCUCCUGGAAGAUUUGUCUACACC